AUGUCUUCCGAAACUGCCCCCCUCAACCCAAAAACCCUCAGCCUCCGCCGCAACUCCGCCACCCCCUUCCGGUGGAGCCUGGGCCGCAGACGGCCUAGGCUCCCCACCGUUCGCCUCGGCGGGAAAAGGCCCCGCCACGGCCUUUCCCUGCCGAGGCUCUGCAAGAAGGCCAAACUCAAGUGGCUAGAGCUCAAGUAUAUGAGCAUCCUCAAAAAAUUGAAGAAUUACUAUAAAGGAUUCAUGAAGGAUUUGAUGGAAGGGAGCACUGCAAUUGAGUCAUAUCAGCAACGGAUGUUUCUAGAAGCUUCUUUCGGUAUUCCAGUUAUGGGCCUUUCAAUGAAUAGUUAUCACUCAAGUAAUUAA
Messenger RNA from Salvia hispanica, 363 nucleotides. RefSeq lists its product as uncharacterized. The record is from RefSeq and is a predicted model, not a curated record. Lineage: Eukaryota; Viridiplantae; Streptophyta; Magnoliopsida; Lamiales; Lamiaceae.